UCAGGUGAAACAGGCCAUUAAAGGUAAUAACUUUCAAAAUUAUACGUUUUUUAUUGCUUGUAACUUUAUAGAUAUAUGUGAACUUUAUUAAAUAAGCCAAGUACAGCCAACAUCAAACAUCUGGAGCAAUGACGAUUUGUAUGUGGUAUGUACAAGUCUAUAUAUGAUUUGUAUCAAUAUCUUUUAUAGGAUGCAAUUUUUCUUGCAAUGACUUAAAUCCCAAAUACUUGAUUGAUUAGGAAAUCCCAAAUACUUGAUUGAUUAGAAAUUCUAGUGGAUGGUGUGCUUUUGCGUGAUAUUUUAAGGAACCUUUAUUGAAAGGAUUGAACUACUUUGGGGGGAGUUUAGAAUAGGAGGGGAUUGUCUGCAGAUGAAGUAUUGGAUACAAGAUGCCAGCGAUUAGUCCCUGCUUUGCAGUUUCCAGGAAAUUGAUAUCUACUGUGGACAAUGAAUGAAUGACAGCUGUUUCAUUCUGAGUUAGUAUUACUGUGUGAUGGAUGUAGCACCAGUGAGCAAUGGCCGGAAGUCAAGAGGGGGGGUUCUACAGCACGGGAGGACCUAUCAACCAGUGGACACCACCGAGCACCAGGAACCUGCCGUCUCCACAGGCCACGCCUCCAGUCCGGAUAAUAAUGGAGACUGUAACAAACAGACUCUCAGCUCGGAGUGUUCCAACAUCCUGGGUGAGGAGGGGAGGUCUAGUAAGACAUUCUCUCUGUGUAAGAUAUCGCGCGAUAAGAAGAUUCUUCUGCUGAUGAUGGCGGUGUGUAACUUUUGUGCAGCGGCCAACUUUUCUUUACUUGGACCUUUUUUUCCAGAAGAGGCAAGUAAGAAGGGGACCAGCCAAACAGUUAUAGGACUAAUAUUUGGGAUUUUUGAAUUGGUAUCCUUCCUGGCCUCACCAAUCAUUGGAAGUUAUAUGACAAAAAUAGGGACAAAGUUUCUGUUUGUUGCUGGUGUGUCUGUGAGUGGAAGUUGUACCAUAUUGUUUGGUGUCCUGUACUACAGUCCAGGAGGAUUCCCGUUCAUCGUCCUCUGUUUUUUGUGCCGUACGAUGGAAGCUCUGGGAUCUGCAGCCUUUGUGACAUCCAGUUAUGCCAUCCUCGCGAAUGCAUUCCCAAAUUAUAUUGCCACAGUAGUGGGAUACUUGGAGCUGUUUACAGGGGUUGGAAUGAUGGUGGGACCAGCUCUUGGUGGGGCUUUCUACUCAUUGUUGGGGUAUGGUCUUCCAUUUUACAUAUUGGGCAGUGUCAUGAUAGUGUCAGGAAUCCUCAGUUACUUCAUCAUGCCAAAACUGAACAGUGCUCACAAGACACUGUCCAUUUCUGUCCUCCAUUUACUGAAGAGUUCCAUGGUGUGGUUCAUCGCUGCUUGUAUUGUCAGUGGAUCCUAUACCAUUAGCUACAUGGAGGCCACACUGGCAAAUCACCUACACAAACUGGGUAUGAGUACAGUGUCGGUGAGUCUGAUGUUCCUUAUUCCACCUGCGCUUUACGCCAUUACCUCCCCUAUCUGGGGAUGGAUAUCAGAUUCCAAGAACUAUGUGAUGUCCCUAGUCACGGCAGGUGCUCUGCUGGCCUCCAUCUUCUUCAUCACUUUAGGACCUUCACCAUUUCUUCCUUUCCUCCCAUUCACCUUAUGGCUGGUGUCGCUGUCACUGGUUGGGAUCGGGAUCUUCCUCAGCUGUCUCUUGAUUCCCAGUUUUACAGCAAUCCUUGAUGGAGCAGAGCGGCUAGGAAUGGAGGAUAACCUGAACACAUUCGGUAUCGUGUCGGGAUUCUUUAACUCCUGUUAUUCCUUGGGAGCCUUUGCUGGUCCAAUCUCUGGCAGUGCCUUGGUGGAUACGGCAGGCUUUGGCUGGGGGUCGACACUCUGUGCUGGUCUACUCGUUGUAUCCGGACUGGUGCUCUUGGUAUAUGUGGCAAUCAACAGAAAACAUUUUGAUAAGGCCAAAACCUUGUUGCAGAGACAGAGAAAAUUUUCUUUCAGGCGUACCAGGAGUUUGACGGACAUAGAAAUGACUAGUGGAUUUGUCGACAAAGAAGAGGCUGAAACGGAUUGAUAUUCAUGUUAGAUCCAAGUCAUAUUUUAAUAUAUAUGAACUUAAUAGAACAAGGGAAAACAUUGCAUUGUACAUAGCCAAACCUUUCAUCAGUGUAAAUUCCAUUAACUAUUUCAUUAACUAUAUACUGACAGUGUGUGUUUCAUAUUUCUAAUACUUAAUAUUUCAAGGAUGUAUAGUAUUAUGUACAGCUCUCCUGUUUUACGAAAAGAUGUGCAAUCAUUGGUGAUAACAAUCUUAUGUGUAAGGAAUAAAAUAUACAUACAUAAUUAA
Molecule: messenger RNA, 2335 nt
Organism: Ostrea edulis (European flat oyster)
Lineage: Eukaryota; Metazoa; Mollusca; Bivalvia; Ostreida; Ostreidae
Product: MFS-type transporter SLC18B1-like
Exons: 15
Coding region: 494-2062 (522 amino acids)
Biological process (GO): transmembrane transport
Molecular function (GO): transmembrane transporter activity
Source: RefSeq, a predicted model, not a curated record